CUUCCUCCCUCCGUUUCUUUGUGUUCACGGUAACGGCGAAAGUAAGCGAGGUAACGCGGGCUCUCGCCCCCCUCCUUGCCCUCGACUCCCACCGCCCGGAUCCCAAAACCCUGACUGUGGCGACAGCGAAAGCGAUCGGAAAGGCUAGAGGAAGUGGGAAUUGAGUCGAGCUCCACAGCGAUCGAUCGAACACGGGAUCGGACUGGUCACGGAGGCGGACGCGCUCGCCUCGUUAGCUGUCUCUUUACGCAACCGAUCGGGGCGAGUGGCCCUCGUCGCGCCACGAUCGGAGCGGAGCGCAGGCCCCGGGAGUAUUUGAUUGGGCUUGGGGGAGGAGGUUGAUGUGAGAGCGGCGCGACGGCAUGGAUCGGGCGGCGGUGGCGAUCGGUUCGGCCUUGGAUAUGCCGAUAAUGCACGACAGCGACCGGUACGAGCUAGUGAGGGACAUCGGUUCGGGGAACUUCGGGAUAGCCAGGCUAAUGAGGGACAAGCAGACCAGGGAGCUGGUGGCCGUCAAGUACAUCGAGAGAGGCGAGAAGAUAGAUGAAAAUGUUCAAAGAGAGAUAAUUAACCACAGAUCUUUGAGGCAUCCAAAUAUCAUCAGGUUCAAAGAGGUUAUUUUAACUCCAACCCAUCUUGCUAUUGUAAUGGAAUAUGCCUCUGGUGGCGAGCUUUUCGAGCGUAUCUGCAAUGCUGGACGUUUCAGCGAGGAUGAGGCACGAUUCUUCUUCCAGCAACUAAUAUCAGGAGUCAGCUACUGUCAUUCUAUGCAAGUAUGCCAUCGUGACUUAAAGCUGGAGAACACCUUACUAGAUGGAAGUACUGCACCACGUCUGAAGAUAUGUGAUUUUGGAUAUUCCAAGUCAUCGGUUCUUCAUUCACAACCAAAGUCGACUGUUGGAACUCCUGCAUACAUUGCUCCUGAAGUGCUACACAAGAAGGAAUAUGACGGCAAGAUCGCUGAUGUGUGGUCUUGUGGAGUUACUUUAUAUGUAAUGUUAGUUGGCGCAUAUCCUUUUGAGGAUCCAGAAGAGCCUAAAAAUUUUCGAAAGACAUUAGAGCGUAUAUUGACUGUUCAGUACUCAAUUCCAGACUAUAUUUAUGUAUCUCCGGAGUGUCGACAGCUAAUCUCAAGAAUUUUUGUUGCCAAUCCUGCCACUAGAAUUACAAUUCCCGAGAUACGCAACCACGAGUGGUUCUUGAGGAACCUUCCUGCAGAUCUGAUGGAUGACAACAGGACGAGCAACCAGUACGAGGAGCCUGAUCAACCAAUGCAAAGCAUUGAUGAGAUAAUGCAGAUCUUAGCUGAGGCAACCAUACCUGCAGCUGGCACUCGUGGACUCAAUCAGUACCUGACAGAUGGUCUUGACAUUGAUGAUGAUUAUGAUGAUAUGGAGGAUUUGGACUCUGAUCCUGAUCUUGAUGUCGACAGUAGCGGAGAGAUGAUUUAUGCCAUGUAAACUUGUGGUUGGAUCAGCACACUAACCAUCUUGAGCUAUAUGGGGGAGUAGAUGUUUGUUGUGGUCCUUUUGCUCACACGAGGUAUCAAAUCCCAGUUCUCAUCUUUCCUCAUCUCAAGGGACUUGUAUUAAAGCAAAUGCAUAGAACCUUGACCGCAGUCUGUUGGGCCCAGUGCGUUCCUGCAUACCAAUUAUAGUUGUAUAUUAUCUUCUGGGAUUUCUGCUUAUUAUCUACUAAUAGCUAAGUAAUUGGUGCUCUGUUA
Molecule: messenger RNA, 1723 nt
Organism: Musa acuminata AAA Group (dessert banana)
Lineage: Eukaryota; Viridiplantae; Streptophyta; Magnoliopsida; Zingiberales; Musaceae
Product: serine/threonine-protein kinase SAPK10
Exons: 9
Coding region: 363-1460 (365 amino acids)
Biological process (GO): protein phosphorylation; intracellular signal transduction
Cellular component (GO): nucleus
Molecular function (GO): ATP binding; protein serine/threonine kinase activity
Source: RefSeq, a predicted model, not a curated record